Molecule: messenger RNA, 328 nt
Organism: Lagopus leucura (white-tailed ptarmigan)
Lineage: Eukaryota; Metazoa; Chordata; Aves; Galliformes; Phasianidae
Product: glypican-3-like
Exons: 2
Biological process (GO): cell migration; positive regulation of canonical Wnt signaling pathway; regulation of protein localization to membrane
Cellular component (GO): plasma membrane; cell surface; extracellular region
Source: RefSeq, a predicted model, not a curated record
AUGUCGGGGAGCGGCGGAGCGUCGCCGCUGUUGGCGCUGUCUCUGUUGCUCCUGGCAGCCUCGGGGUUCGCCCAACCGGCGGGGGAGGCCGCCUGCCGCCCGGUCAGAACCGCUUUCCAGGUGCUGCAACCCGGAGCCAAGUGGGUGCCCGAGAACCCCGUGCCAGGGUUGGACUUGCAGGUAUGCAUCCCCAAGGGCUCCACGUGCUGCUCGAGGAGGAUGGAAGAGAAGUAUCAGGUGGCGGCCCGGCAGAACAUGGAGCAGCUCCUGCAGUCUGCCAGCAUGGAGCUGAAGUUCCUCGUCAUCCAGAACGCUGCUGUCUUCCAAG